This is a messenger RNA of Pestalotiopsis fici W106-1, 585 nucleotides long. RefSeq lists its product as uncharacterized. Lineage: Eukaryota; Fungi; Ascomycota; Sordariomycetes; Amphisphaeriales; Sporocadaceae. Gene Ontology annotation, biological process: intra-Golgi vesicle-mediated transport; intracellular protein transport; retrograde vesicle-mediated transport, Golgi to endoplasmic reticulum. Bases 1 to 585 code for a protein of 194 amino acids. The transcript has 5 exons. The record is from RefSeq and is a predicted model, not a curated record. Gene Ontology annotation, cellular component: COPI vesicle coat.
AUGGCUCCCGGAAUGUCCCUUUUCUCGGUCAAUGCGAUCCUGAUCCUCUCGGCCGACGAUGGCUCGCGCAUCUUUGCCAACUACUACUCGGCACCCCACCAAACUCCAGGCGCGUCGGAGAAGAGCCCAUACGCAGAUGUCAAGUCACAGAAGACCUUUGAGAAGGGUUUAUUAGAAAAGACCGCAAAGCAGACCGGCGACAUUAUCUUGUAUGACAACAGAAUAGUGCUGUACAAGAUGGAGUCGGACGUCAUGAUGUACGUUGUCGGAUCGGUCAACGAGAACGAAGUUCUGCUUUACAAUGUCAUCCUUGCCCUUCGGGAUUCCCUGCACCUGCUUUUCAAGCAGUCUGUUGACAAGCGGACCAUAAUCGAGAACUACGACUUGGUGUCUUUGGCAAUUGACGAGAUUGUCGACUCUGGAAUCAUCCUCGAGACAGACCCAGUUGUGAUCAGCCAGAGAGUAUCGAAAGCACCGACGCAAGAUGUCAACCUCAGCCGAAUCGACUUGAGCGAACAGGGCGUCAACAACCUGGCACAACUAGGAAAGGCCAAGCUGACAGACUGGCUGCGCCAGGGCUUGUAA